AUGACAACGGAGGACAGAAGCAGCCACAACGGUGGCAGAGCAAGACUGGGACUGACCUUCACUAUUGACUACCUCCUGUUCAAUAAAGGAGUCAAAGGUUCUAAAGAGGAGCCGGCAGGAUGUUGGACCGAAAUGCAGACGGCAUGCAACAUGCAGAAUCAUCAGAAUCCUAAACCUAAAGAGGUGAGGAUUCUCCCUGAGAUCGAGGGGACACAGUCAGGAGCAGAGGGCAAAGACAAGAAAGUCAAAGCAGAGGAGAGGUAUGAAGAGCAAAGAGAGGAGGGGGAGGAGGAGGUCACCAUCACCAAUUCUACCGGCAUCAGUUCAGAAACGUCUCUUGAUAAACCAAAUCAGUCCUACAUUGCACUCAUCUCGAAGGCAAUCCUGGCGUCAGAGGAGAAGAAACUGCUGCUGUGUGACAUCUACCAGUGGAUCAUGGACCACUACCCUUACUUCAAGAGUAAGGACAAAAACUGGAGGAACAGCGUGCGUCACAACUUGUCCCUGAAUGAUUGCUUCAUCAAAGCAGGCCGCAGUGACAACGGCAAAGGCCACUUCUGGGCUGUUCACCCAGCAAAUUUUCACGACUUUUCCAAUGGGGACUACCACUGCCGACGAGCGCGACGGAGGGCGCGUAGAGUGAUAGGACAGCACCACCUUACGCAGAGUGCCCCUUACUACCCCGUGCUGGCAUAUCCCCAUAGAACAUCCUGUUGGUGUUGCCCUGCACCGGCACACCCUCUAACCUGUUUGGCAACCAGACUCUACUGGCCAUGGCCCAGCGUGCAGGCACGAGAUGGGGUCCACCUGGGCCUGCACGGGCCUUCACCAUGA
Molecule: messenger RNA, 834 nt
Organism: Thalassophryne amazonica
Lineage: Eukaryota; Metazoa; Chordata; Actinopteri; Batrachoidiformes; Batrachoididae
Gene: foxq2
Product: forkhead box Q2
Exons: 2
Coding region: 1-834 (277 amino acids)
Biological process (GO): anatomical structure morphogenesis; cell differentiation; regulation of transcription by RNA polymerase II
Molecular function (GO): DNA-binding transcription factor activity, RNA polymerase II-specific; RNA polymerase II cis-regulatory region sequence-specific DNA binding
Source: RefSeq, a predicted model, not a curated record